GGGAGCUAAUCCUGCUAACAAAAUUGUUAUACAACUUUUCAGUGCAGACAAGACUGGGGGACAAUGAGAUUAUUCUCUCUAAUUCGAGCUUGUCAGUCCUAUGCAAGACAAUCUACAUAUCAGGCACAUACUAGAGUAUAUUUGCAGUCGCACAGAUUAUCUUCAACAAAUAACACAGAGGAUGAUUAUCCUUUACCUGAAUACCAGGAAAGACAGAAGGAAGCACUAGAAGUGAAGAAAGCUAGAUUAUUAUAUCAAAGUAGAAAAAGGGGCAUGCUAGAAAAUGGUCUUCUUUUAAGCACGUUUGCAGCUGAAUUUUUAAAUUCUUUUGAUGCGAAAGAAACCACAAUGUAUGACAAGCUGAUCAACAAGCCAUCAAACGAUUGGGAAAUAUAUUAUUGGGCCAUAGGUAACAAGCCAACACCAGAAGAAUUUGACAAUAAAAUUAUGGAUAUGUUAAAAAAGCAUGCAUCUAAUGAAAAUCUGGAUGAUCGUAGUCGUCAACCUGAUUUAUAGUGCUUAGACCCGAGAUGGAAUCUCAAAUAAAAACUCAAGUGUGUCCAACGUGUGUGUAAGCCCACAAGUUAUGGAAGUUGCCAAAGACAAACUUUUUAUGGCAUGUAAUUAAUUUAAAUGAACUGCUUCCAUGUUCUGUGUACAUAGUAUAUCAAAAGUGUUAUUAUUUAUUGGGUUACAGUUUUUAGGGAUCUCCUGGUUUACUGUUGAGUCAAAAUAUUAAAUAUUCCAACAAGAUACAAUUUCUCAUUGAUGUGUGCUGCUGAGUUUCAAUCAUGUGUGGCCCUUCAAUCUGGAGAUAUAGAUAUCCAGAUUUAUUUCUACAAACAGAAUAAUUUCAUUGCAGAACAAAACUUAAAUUAUAUUUUAUAUUUGUUUAUUGUUUUGUCAUAAACCAAUCUGUUUGAA
This is a messenger RNA of Mytilus californianus (California mussel), 924 nucleotides long. Its product is annotated as succinate dehydrogenase assembly factor 2, mitochondrial-like. The transcript is spliced from 4 exons. Gene Ontology annotation, biological process: mitochondrial electron transport, succinate to ubiquinone; protein-FAD linkage; mitochondrial respiratory chain complex II assembly. Gene Ontology annotation, cellular component: mitochondrion. The coding region runs from base 64 to 516 and encodes 150 amino acids. NCBI's taxonomy places the organism in Eukaryota, Metazoa, Mollusca, Bivalvia, Mytilida, Mytilidae. The record is from RefSeq and is a predicted model, not a curated record.